This is a messenger RNA of Tilletiaria anomala UBC 951, 649 nucleotides long. RefSeq lists its product as uncharacterized. The record is from RefSeq and is a predicted model, not a curated record. Lineage: Eukaryota; Fungi; Basidiomycota; Exobasidiomycetes; Georgefischeriales; Tilletiariaceae. Gene Ontology annotation, molecular function: chromatin binding; transcription coactivator activity. The transcript is spliced from 4 exons. Gene Ontology annotation, biological process: regulation of transcription by RNA polymerase II; poly(A)+ mRNA export from nucleus; positive regulation of DNA-templated transcription. Gene Ontology annotation, cellular component: DUBm complex; SAGA complex; nuclear pore. Bases 175 to 474 code for a protein of 99 amino acids.
CGCGUGGGCGAGCAUCAGCAGCCAUCGCUUCCCACCAGCGCAGGCUUAGCCUGCCUGGCACAUUGGCAAAAAGCCUGAUUGACUCACGAGCUCACCCAACUGCUUUUGACAUUUGAAAAUACUGAGCUGACGUUCGUGGGAGAAGCGUCUCUCUUUUCACUUCCAUGCGACACCAUGUCAGACCCGACGACAGAAGAAGAGUUGCUCGAGGCACUGCACCAACGCAUGGUUAUCACGGGGACAUGGGACCGGCUGCUGCAUAGAAUGCGAUCGCUGCUGAAAGGGACUACUUACGAAGAAGAGCUCUCCGCGUAUGCACUAGAGCGAGCCAAGUGUCAAGAGCAACCAGAUGUCACGGCGCUAAUACAAGUGCUGACUCCCAGGGCAAGAAAAGCCAUUCCACCAGCUGUCAAGGAAGCGAUCAUGGCUCAGAUCAUGACAUUUCUGCACGAGAACCUCGAGGUGGACGCAUGAACAAUGUUUACUCGGUCUUGUGCCGACCCUUCAGAGCAGCUUGUUGUUGUCUCGCAGGGACGUGAAGCAGGCCACCGGUGAUCUCAACAAGUUCGACACUUCCACCGGCUUCGAUUCUCCAUCUGAAGCAGCCUUUUCUACCGGAGCAUCCCUGCUUCUUCACUGGCGGGCUAAC